This is a messenger RNA of Aspergillus glaucus CBS 516.65, 918 nucleotides long. Its product is annotated as WD40 repeat domain-containing protein. Gene Ontology annotation, cellular component: nucleus; transcription repressor complex. Gene Ontology annotation, molecular function: protein binding. Gene Ontology annotation, biological process: negative regulation of transcription by RNA polymerase II. The record is from RefSeq and is a predicted model, not a curated record. The coding region runs from base 1 to 918 and encodes 305 amino acids. NCBI's taxonomy places the organism in Eukaryota, Fungi, Ascomycota, Eurotiomycetes, Eurotiales, Aspergillaceae. The transcript has 2 exons.
AUGCUUUGUAAAGAUAUUCCUAGCUGGAUAUACCGUUUGCUGAACGUUGAGGAGUCCUGGGGCGCAGAGCUACAGACCCUCGAGGGCCAUUCUGGCAGAAUUACAUCUGUGGCCUUUUCACCAAACAACCAACUUCUGGAAUCUCUCUGUUAUAAUAAAACAAUCAAGCUCUGGGAUCCCAAGACAGGUGAGCUGCGGCAGACCUUUAAAGGCUAUUCAGUGGUCUUCUCGCCAAACAGUCAACUGCUAGCAUACCGCUUUGAUGGGAAAAUCAUGCUCUGGGAUAUUACCACAGGCAAGCUGCAGCAGAUCCUUGGGGGCCAUUAUGACAGGAGUGCAUUUGUGGCGUUCUCACCAAAAAGUCAACUGCUGGCAUCUUUUUAUUUGUAUGGUGAUACGAUCAAGCUCUGGGAUUCCAUGACAGGUGAUCUACAGCGGACCCUUGAGCACCGCUCAGUUCGGUCUAUGGCCUUCUCGCCCAGCAGUCAGCUGCUGGCAACCGGCAAUUAUAGCAGCAUUAAACUGUGGGAUCUUACCACAGGCAAGUUGCAGCAUAUACUUGAAGGUCAUUCCUAUCGAGUUGAGAGUGUGGCAUUCUCGCCAGACAGCCAAUUGCUGGCAUCUGGCUCUUUCGGCAUGGUCAAGCUCUGGGAUCUUGCAACAGGCAAGCUGCAGCUGACUCUUAAGGGCCUUUCCCAUUUAGAUCCCACCACAGUGACAGGUGAGCUGCCACAGACACUUGAGGGCCAUUCCGCUAGUGUUCAGUCUGUGGUCAUCUCACCAAACAGUCAAUUGCUGGCAUCUGGUGCUAAUGAUAAAACGAUCAAGCUCUGGAAUCCCACCACAGGUGAACUGCAGCAGACCCUUAUGGAUAAUUCUGAUUGGAUUGAGUCUGUGGCCUUCUCGCCCAACAGUUAG